Molecule: messenger RNA, 1863 nt
Organism: Parnassius apollo (apollo)
Lineage: Eukaryota; Metazoa; Arthropoda; Insecta; Lepidoptera; Papilionidae
Source: the annotation of a GenBank genome assembly
AUGGGUGUGCAGAUAUUGCGCGCACUAACGUGGAACGACUCGACGUCGUCGCUGCGCGCGUGCGCACUGGCACUGCCUGCGCUGCGCGCCGCGCUGGAUGCGGGCCGCGUGGGCGCGGCGGAGGCGAGUGGUGCGCUGGCCGCUGUGCUGCAAGCGCUGCGCACGCACGGACAGCACGACGGCAACCAGGCCGCGCUGCUGGCGCUCGCCGUGCAGGGCGCGCUGGCCGCCGUGCUGCAAGCGCUGCGCACGCACGGACAGCACGACGGCAACCAGGCCGUGCUGCUGGCGCUCGCCGUGCAGGUGCGUGUGUGUGUGGUGUGUGCGCGUGCGUGUGUGUGUGUGCAAGUGGCGCGCUGGCUGCCGUGCUGCAAGCGCUGCGCACGCACGGACAGCACGACGGCAACCAGGCCGUGCUGCUGGCGCUCGCCGUGCAGGUGCGUGUGUGUGUGUGCACGCGCUGCCGCGCCGCCGUGCUGCAAGCGCUGCGCACGCACGGACAGCACGACGGCAACCAGGCCGUGCUGCUGGCGCUCGCCGUGCAGGUACGUGUGUGUGUGGUGUGUGUGUGUGUGUGCAAGUGGCGCGCUGGCCGCCGUGCUGCAAGCGCUGCGCACGCACGGACAGCACGACGGCAACCAGGCCGUGCUGCUGGCGCUCGCCGUGCAGGUGCGUGUGUGUGUGGUGUGUGUGUGCAAGGGCGCGCUGGCCGCCGUGCUGCAAGCGCUGCGCACGCACGGACAGCACGACGACAACCAGGCCGCGCUGCUGGCGCUCGCCGUGCAGGUGCGUGUGUGUGUGGUGUGUGUGUGUGUGUGUGUGUGUGUGCACGCGCUGGCUGCCGUGCUGCAAGCGCUACGCACGCACGGACAGCACGACGGCAACCAGGCCGUGCUGCUGGCGCUCGCCGUGCAGCACGACGGCAACCAGGCCGUGCUGCUGGCGCUCGCCGUGCAGGUGCGUGUGUGUGUGGUGUGUGUGCACGCGUGCGGCCGCUGUGUGCGGCGGAGGCAAGUGCGCGCGCUGGCCGCCGUGCUGCAAGCGCUGCGCACGCACGGCCAGCACGACGGCAACCAGGCCGCGCUGCUGGCGCUCGCCGUGCAGGUGCGUGUGUGUGUGUGUGCACGCGCUGUGUGUGUGUGCAGUGGCGCGCUGGCCGCCGUGCUGCAAGCGCUGCGCACGCACGGCCAGCACGACGGCAACCAGGCCGCGCUGCUGGCGCUCGCCGUGCGGGUGCGUGUGUGUGGUGUGUGUGCACGCGCUGCACGCGGGCCGCGUGGGUGCGGCGGAGGCAAGUGGCGCGCUGGCCGCCGUGCUGCAAGCGCUGCGCACGCACGGACAGCACGACGGCAACCAGGCCGUGCUGCUGGCGCUCGCCGUGCAGGUACGUGUGUGGUGUGUGUGCACGCGCUGCACGCGGGCCGCGUGGGUGCGGCGGAGGCAAGUGGCGCGCUGGCCGCCGUGCUGCAAGCGCUGCGCACGCACGGACAGCACGACGGCAACCAGGCCGCGCUGCUGGCGCUCGCCGUGCAGACGUACGAGACGCUGCGACCACAGUUCCCGGGCGUGGCGAACGUGCUGCGCGCCAUCCCCGGCGUGGACGCGCACGACCUGCGCCGCCUUGACGACAAGCUGGCCGCCGCGCACCCGCGCCCCGCCAAAAUCGACAAGGCCAAACGCGACCUGUUCAAGAAGAUCGCCUCUAGGCUAAUUGGACGCAACGUGGGGCAGCUCUUCAAGAAGGAAGUAUACAUUUUGGACUUGCCUACAAUGCACGUCCCUAAAGAGAAAGCUCGAAACGCACUCGACGGGCCCGAGGGCGCCGCACUCGAGGGACUGUUCGCGCAUCAAGCGCCCACGUAG